Messenger RNA from Manduca sexta (tobacco hornworm), 4403 nucleotides. RefSeq lists its product as uncharacterized. The record is from RefSeq and is a predicted model, not a curated record. The coding region runs from base 144 to 1310 and encodes 388 amino acids. Gene Ontology annotation, cellular component: PRC1 complex. NCBI's taxonomy places the organism in Eukaryota, Metazoa, Arthropoda, Insecta, Lepidoptera, Sphingidae. The transcript has 7 exons. Gene Ontology annotation, molecular function: protein binding.
UAAUCGCGGGUCGUGGGCCAGUGCGCCCGCGCACGUCGCUGCGAACGCGCGUCCAACACGUACCGUGGCCGCGUAGCGUGCAGUACGGAAUAAGGACGUGAUCGUGUGAUGUGACAUUGUGACUUGUGUGAUAAGUUAAUGUAAUGUACCUCAAAAUGUAUAUCAAAACGGAGAGAUUUUACCAACAACCAGAAGCUUUGAAGGAGGACAGGUGCUUUUCGGACUACGAGGAGGAGUUGGAUGAUCGUGAAGGCGGCGGCGGCGGUGGUGGCGCGGCGCAGCGCUGCUCGCGCGAUGCGGCGGCGUCGCCUGCGCACGCGCCGACGCCGACGCCGACGCCCGCGCCGCCUGCGCACCCCCACAACGUGAAGAGCGAGCGGCUCAGCCCGCACGACUCCAACGCUUCUAGGUCUCGCAGCGUGACCCCCUCGACGUCGUCAUACCCGGGCACGCCGCCCGAGCGCGGCAGCCCGCACGCGCCGCCACAGCCUGCGCCCGCGCACCCGCCGCGCAACUACUCCGACAUAAUGCGCUCGCUCGCCGCCAGAUACAACACGCACGCUAAUAACGACUACUUCCACCGUAUGAAUGGGUUCGGCGUGGAGGCGCGCGCGACGACGCCUGCGCACGCGGACGUCACAGACGCGCCGCUCGGUGGGCUGUUCACGAAACUGGCGAAGCAGCAGGGCGGCCCGCCGCGGCUGCCCGCCUUCCCCGUCAUGCUCGACAUGAGCUCCACUAAGGCGUUACUAGCGAUAUCGCGAGUCGGUCGAGGUGGGCGGUCGCGGCGCAAACGCGUUGGCGCUGGCAACCCUACAGAGCAUUCGCCCCUCGACUUGUCCGCGGCUGGAGAGAGUGCUGCCAAACGUGCCAGACUGUCUGCCAGCCCUAGCACCAGGAGCGAUAGUGACGAGAGAGAUAGAGUCUCUAAUGAUGAGCGGGGCGAGGUGCGUGGAGAGUGCUUAUGCGCGGAGGCGCGUGCGCGUCUCUCCGCGUGGACCGUGGACGACGUCUGCGACUUCGUCAACUCCAUUGACAUAUGCGCAGAGUAUGCACCGAAUUUCCGUGAACAAAGAAUCGACGGUGCAGGCCUGCCACUCCUAACCGAGGACCAUUUAACAGGGAUGCUGCAGAUGAAACUUGGACCAGCAUUAAAACUGAGAGCAGUUAUUGCCAGAAGACUCGAGCCCUGCGCACAAUGCCAGGCAGCUAUUCCAACAGCACCGCAGUCUUCUCCAAACAACAUCACUAAAAUCAACGGCGCCGCACUCAAAUCAGAGCCGCGGAGUAACACCACCAGUCCCAGUUAGAACGUUCUAUUUUUAAACAGUUUUUAUUUUUUAGAAUAUUCUCGUCUCGUUCCUGUUAUGCCAGUAUUUUACUGACAAAUCUUUUAUGUUAUGUGAAAUUAUGUCUAUAGUGCACCAAAGUUGGCAGAUGGCAAGCAUAGAGCGAUUUUAAAAUAUAGCAUUCUGUCAAAUUUAAAAAUCGAACAGAAUAUAUUUUACAAAAUGCCGCUCUACAUUGCCAACUUGUUAAUUUGUACCAAACUGUGCUUCUGUGUGGAUAAGAGGUCUUAUACCUGGCUCAUUAUCCUCUUUGGUACGAAUGUGAAGGUAGGCAGAUUAUAUGAAAGUCGUUAAUCAUAUUUUCCAUACACUUCACAACGCCAAGGUAAUCAAACAGGUAAUCAAUAAGGAACAUUAUAUUCAUCAGCAUUAUGAAGAUUGCGCUCAAAUCUUAUGGUGAAGAUGGUGCCAAAUUGUUUGUAGUUGUCCUUACAUAUAUUAUUUUGGAAAUACGAUAAAAGAGCUUUUUGACAUUAUCAAUAUCCGAUACUCCAAAUUUAUACUGGUUUUCAAAAAUCUUCGGCUGGUCUCACACGGUCCUAGAAACUCUAUUUGAACUAUAGAGUCAAAAUGACUUUAAAAAACUGUAACAUUAAUUUUGACUAUUGAAAUUUCUCGGAACGUGUGUGUCUUGCUUAAAAAGAAUAAUUUAGUACCAUAAAUAACAAGGCACAUGCUAAUUUUAUAAUAAAUCUUCCGGUUGGCCAGUUUCAAGACUUACUUCCAAACAAUAUUUAACGCGAGCAACAUUGGCUCAUAUCGAAUAUGGAAUCGCAUAAUUUUCUAAGGCCUCUUACAGACCGUCAGUCUGUCAAAUAGUCUUCCUAUUCAUAGAUUUUGCAUUUAGUAUACAAUUUAAGGAUGUUUUAGUGUUAACCUAGCUUAAAGAGUAUCAUUGUAUAUAAUAAGAUACAGUAACUAUAAAUAUUGCCGUCCAAAUGUGUUAAAUGUAAUUUUUAACUUUUUAUUUUAUGGUUUGCGCUAAUGACUUAAUCAAGGAAUAUUAUUGAGUAAAAUAUAAAUAACUCUUUAUUUUAAUACCUACCACGCAUUACAGCUUAAUUUGAAAGCUCUACAAGUUUUAAUUUUCAACCCGAUGUUUAGAAACAUUAAAUAAAUUGGCAUGUAAGUUACUCUAUUUUCUCCGCGAAAACGAAAAAAAAAGGUACCCUGUGACACCAGUUGGAACUUUAGUUAAAGUUCCCGAUCGAGUAAGGGUUCCAAUGACGCUUUCAAUAAUAUUUUUUUUAUAUACCUAAAAGUCAACUCUAAAGUUGAUGGUUAACAAUAAUUCUUACACCACAACUAUAUAUCUAACAAGGACUUUACAUUGUAAUCACCAAACAUAGCUUUAACAAUCCACUUCAGCAGUGAUUGCAAACCCUUCCUAAAAUCAGGAUAGCAGAUUACCCCAAAUUUAACCAUAUACCCCAUGGUAUAUGGUUGAACUUGGGGUAAUCUGGAAAUUAAAUCCACAGGAAUUAAGUCAUUAGCAGCAGUUAUCACAACGAAAUUAGUGUUUUGGUGCUAAAAGGGCCCUGAUAUAAUGUUUAUGUGUAAAUAGCCCAAGUGCUACGAGGCUACAGGGUCAUGUACAUAAUUAAUUGUAUAAAUGUAUUAUUUGUGCGUUACGUAGCCUUAUCACACCUGAAUAAAGCUCAGUAUGAUAACACAAUUGCGUCAACACGCGGUUUUACAUAUAUUUAGAUUUUGUAUAUGAUAUUUCAAUGUGCAUAAUAUUUUUUGUCGUAUAUUGUAACGAGUAUAGAAUAUUUGUAAAUAAAUCAUGGUAUUUAAAAUAGAUAAGACUGUUCGAUGUUUGUACCUUUGCUCUUUGCAGAUGCUUAGAUGAAUUUUAUAGAUUUGUUUUCAUGACUGUGUUCACCGACUUGGUUUUCCAAAUUGCAUGGAAUAAAUAGAACCACUAAUCGUCCAGUGAUCCAAAUUCGACUGUCUAAUAUUUGUGAAAUUAUAUUUGUGCCUCAUUUAUACAUAAAUUAUAUUUUUUACACUAUGAAUUAUGUCAAAUCUGACAUAAUUCAUAAUCUGACACAAAAGCGGUAUAAAGUUUUGUCUUCCCGUAUUAAUAUAUAUCGUCUCUUGAGAGAAAUACUAAACGCAUUAUAUUACAUACGCACUUAAAUAUUAAUAAAUCAGAUUUAUUCUAUUUUAAAUACCAUGUCUAUAAUAGAUUUAAAAAUCUAGUAACGUCUACAGAUAAUAUAAAAUGGUUUUUAUAACCUGUGGUAAUCUCCUUAAUUGCCAAAAUAGUGUAUGAAACAUCAGUAUACAUACGAAUAGUAAGUAAUGUGGUCCACUAAACUAAAUAAUUUAAUAUUGAAGUUUACCCCAGAAUGGGGUAAUGGAUAAAUUUUAACUAAUUACCCGUACUUAAACAUAAUUGUACUUUAUUAAGGUAAUCACAACCAGUAAUCAAACCUGUGACUAUUAAAUUUUUUACAAAAAUAAGGUGCUAUUUUUAGAUAAAAUAAAGCUUCGUGCCUUGAACCGGUCUUCCUAAAAAUUAGUAAAUAAUAUUCUUUUCGGUAAAGUAUUACGGUUGAACGCUUUAAAUCAGAUUUUAAAUACUUUAAUAAACUUUAUAUAGGAAAUAUAUUUACCUUCAAUGCCUGAUGCAGCUGUAAGUUUACCAACAUAUUGGUAAUAACGGUGAAUACUUCAAAAUAAGGGAUACGAAUGGACCAGUGACGUGUAUUAUCGACUGUAAAUUUGUACCUAUAGAAUAUUUCGAGUGUGUGAAAAUAACAAUAUGUUUCGAAUGAAUAAAUUUUAAUAUCAUAAUUUUUUUUAAUCGUUUUUCCCAACACUAUGCAUAAGAAAGGUGCUAAUAAAAAAUAUUUUUUAAUCAAAAUAAUUAUUCUCACGAAAGACUUAACAUAUUGUUAUUUUAAAUGAUUAUAAAUAAAAGGUUUAGUCACAUCAGUUUCCUUGCGAACUUGUACUUAGAUAAUUUUAGCUUGUUUAGUUGUUUAAGUUUGAUCCGAUUUCAAGUAUUUAUGUGGAGAGAAUAAAAACAAUGAUUUAUUGAAACUA